GGAGCUGAAAGGAAAAUCCGAGAUGAAGAAAGAAAGCAAAACAGAAAGAAAUCGAAAGGCCAAGCUUCUCAGGCAGCUUGCCCUAAUGCAGAAGGGAAGUUGACAGCUGUGCCUCUCCAAAAGAAGAGUGACAUCACCUAUUUUAAAACUAUGGCUGACCUGGAUUCCCAGCCUGUUCUUUUCAUACCAGAUGUUCAUUUUGGCAAUCUCCAAAGAGCUGGACAGGUUUAUUAUAACACCGAUGAUGAACGAGAAGGUGGUAGUAUUCUAGCUAAACGGAUAUUCCGCACAGUUGAAGAGGACUUUGUUCCACCACCGUUGAAACAAAUAAAAGAAGAAGGAACAAAGAGAGUUCUCCUGUAUGUGAGGAAAGAAGCGGAUGAAGUGUUUGAUGCUUUGAUGUUAAAGUCUCCCACAGUAAAAGGGCUUAUGGAUGCAAUUUCUGAGAAAUAUGGCCUUCCAGCUGAGAAGAUUACAAAGCUUUAUAAAAAAAGCAAAAAAGGGAUUCUGGUAAAUAUGGAUGAUAACAUCAUUGAACAUUAUUCCAAUGAAGACACUUUCAUCCUAAACAUGGAGAACAUAAUGGAGGGUUUCAAGGUCACGUUGACGGAAAUCUAGUCUAGGCCAGCACAGACCUUGUGAAGUGAAAACAUUUUACCAGGAAGAAGUAAUAAUAAAACCCCCGAUUUCAUUGAUACGGAGAAGAAAGGUUGUUACAAAACUAAGUUGUAAACAACCACAUUUCAUUUUUUUGCCACUGGAAACCAAUAGGGCAAUUACUGACAAGUCUGUUCAAAAGAACAUUUCUUCAUAAAGUUCCUUAUUUAUUGCUCCUCACUCUGCAAUAUGUAAAUAAUCAGUGGAUCCUAUACUUCACGAUGUUGCGAAGGAGACAGAGACUUUAAAUAAAAACAACAAACAUAGUUAAUACAAGAAAAAUAAUAAGUUGAAGAAUCAUAGUUCUACUGGGACUUAAUCACUAAAAUUUCACCCUCUAAAAUGAAUUGCUAGAAAAUCUGAUAAGUGUUAACAAUGAGCAAAGUGCCUGGUGAUCUUUGCACACCUACUGUAUACCAAACCUCUAGUGCUGAGUAUCACGUAGCUCAACCAUAUCCCUCCCUUUGCAGGUCAACUGAGGGCUUUUAAGACUCUCAGAUGGCAUGUACUUUGUAAGUAAAACACCAUCCAUUUUAACCUCUGUAUAUAUUUGUU
Molecule: messenger RNA, 1212 nt
Organism: Protobothrops mucrosquamatus (brown spotted pit viper)
Lineage: Eukaryota; Metazoa; Chordata; Lepidosauria; Squamata; Viperidae
Product: grainyhead-like protein 2 homolog
Exons: 7
Biological process (GO): regulation of transcription by RNA polymerase II; neural tube development; brain development
Cellular component (GO): nucleus
Molecular function (GO): DNA-binding transcription activator activity, RNA polymerase II-specific; RNA polymerase II cis-regulatory region sequence-specific DNA binding
Source: RefSeq, a predicted model, not a curated record